AUGAUUCAGCUUACUGUCAUCCUCGGCCCCUCCACUCCCUUGCUGUCUGCUCCCCCUGUGGUGUCCUGCACAACGCCCCCCUCCCCCUGUGAUGUCCUGCAUAACGCCCCCCUCCCCCUCCCCAUCAUUGCCUUACUCCCCUCGCCUCGCCCACCGCCCCUUGCCACACCCAUCCUACUCGCCUCCACCACUGCUGCCAGAAGCACCGUUGCUCCUCGCCCUUCUUCGCCCCAUUCUCCCUGCGAUUUGUCUCCCCUUGACGCGGUGCACUCGUGGUACGAGCCUCCUCUGAGCGCGCUGCUGCUGCGACUGACAGCGGAGGUGGGGGGGGGAACGGCUGGGGGAGAGGCGGAGGCAGACAGGGAACGGGGAGGAGGUGGGGGAGGGCGGGGCAGGGGUGCAGGGGCACGAGUUGAGGGGGCGGCAGAGGGAGCGGAGGAAGGGAAGGAAGGGGAGGAGGGGUGGAGUGACGUGGGGAGGGUGGCGGUGCGGCAGCUGCAGGCGCUGCAAUCCCCAGAUGAUCUCUUCUCCCUCUUCGCCUCCCUGCACUCGUGUGUGGCGCGCAGCACCUCCCCGCCGCGCCACCGGGCAGCAGCAGCAGCAGCGUCGCCGGCCUGCCAGCCUGUUACGCGUGGCAGUGCUCUCGGCCUCUUCCUGCGCUCGCUGCUGCUCUCCUUCCACCACCUGCCCUUCCAG
This is a messenger RNA of Closterium sp. Yama58-4, 696 nucleotides long. NCBI's taxonomy places the organism in Eukaryota, Viridiplantae, Streptophyta, Zygnematophyceae, Desmidiales, Closteriaceae. The record is from the annotation of a GenBank genome assembly.